Acromyrmex echinatior (Panamanian leafcutter ant) is the source of this 735-nucleotide messenger RNA. RefSeq lists its product as uncharacterized. The record is from RefSeq and is a predicted model, not a curated record. NCBI's taxonomy places the organism in Eukaryota, Metazoa, Arthropoda, Insecta, Hymenoptera, Formicidae.
ACUGCGCAAUCACAGAAAUAACUCACCUUGCCGCUACGUUUUUCCGCCACGGCGUGCAUUUCAAGUGACUCUAAAUCGAAACAAGUCUGAUUGUUGAAACGUUGAUUCGUACGCUUUUAACAAGCAACUUAGAUAAUUUACAUUUAUUAUUAGUUAUAUAUCCUUUCAUCUUUAUUUAUUUACAUAUUAUACCAGCCGAUUGUUAUAAAAUUGUACAUCAGAAGAUGAAUAGCAAUAACGACGAAGUUCUUCAUUGUCCUUACAACAAGUAUCAUCGUAUAGCUAGUUCGAAAUUUCAACGACACCUUGUAAAAUGCGAAAAGAAUUUUCCUCCUGAUUACAAGGUUAUCUGCCCAUACAAUGCAACUCAUCGUUUGAAUAAAAGUGAGAUUGAAGAGCACAUCAAUAUAUGUCCUAUGAGAAGGACUGUUGAAGGAAGUUAUAUUCGACACAAAAUGCUGAUAGCUACGAUAUAAUUCAAUUUUAUGUAGCGCCAACAACUCAUGAGAUGAUAAGAGCAGAACAAAACGAUUCUACAAGUCAAAUUGAUUACAAUAGCUAUUGGGGAAGUCAAGAAGAAAUAUAAGAAAUUGUAAAGGUUCUGUAAACUCCAAAAUAAUUAUUAAACUCAUGGAUCAGAGGAAAAAUAUGAAACUAUUUGUUAUGACGUCAGUCAACAAAAGUUAAAACAAUAAUAUUUGGUUACAAUAUAUCUAGCUUCUCAGUAACAAAUCA